Molecule: messenger RNA, 636 nt
Organism: Ectocarpus sp. CCAP 1310/34
Lineage: Eukaryota; Phaeophyceae; Ectocarpales; Ectocarpaceae
Source: the annotation of a GenBank genome assembly
GGCGGGAGGGGUUCGACAGGAACAGGGGGAGGAUGGGCGCUCCCGGGUGGUUCCGCAGCGGGCAUGCCGAGCCUUGCCGUGGUCGUUCCGGCCUUCCAACAGGCGGCCGGCGCCGGCACCACCAGCCGGGGUGGGGAGGGGGGAGAGCCGGGCGCUCGUGUUUCCGCGGCGGGCAUGCCGAGCCUUGCCGUAGGCGUUCCUGCCUUCCACCAGGCGGGUGGCGCCGGCACCAUCAGUGGAGGAGGGGACGGCGGAGGAGCAGGCCUUGGUCUUUCGGCGGCGAGCAUGCUAAGCCCUGGCGUGGAUGUGUCGGCCCGCCGGCCUGGCGGCACCGGCACUGCCGUGGGUGUCGACCCCGCACCCACGAACGGGACACCCCAGGUGGGGGGCUUGGGCGCACCGCUUCGCUCCCUGAGCAACGCACCUCGAGGCGGGAUAGGGCAAGCUUCGCUAGGUCUCGCGCCCUCGGCUUUUGACGCGACGAACUCCUGGGCGCCGGAGAGUUUCCAGCAAUCAAGAUUGAAUGGCGAAAGACUCCGGGCCGGCGAGAACCACGGGCAGCCUCCGCCUUCGACGGACCAAGAUGUAGCAUUUUUGGACCAGGUGCAAUCGCCCCCGAAAAAGAGGCAGGCAGGA